GUCAAGGGUAGAGGAAAUGCUGUUAAAGCACGUUUUUCUAUAAAUUAACUACGAUUGUUUUGUUAUAGCGAGAAACGUCCAUCUACGAAGAAAGUAGUAUUAAUAUAUAGUUCACUUCAAACCCAAAGAGGCCGCUCCAAUGUUGUCACACACGUCAAUUCACCCACAGGUGUUUGCUGCACUCACCCAGCUGUCGUCCAUCUACCAUGGAAUAAGAACACUUUCCCAGAACCCGCUUGACCGACGAGGUCACCGAACAAAGUCAGCUGACCCUGCGUCCUGCACAGAAUCAACAUCUACAGAAUCGGCUCCUUUGCCCUUGCCAUGUGAAGCUGAUAUUUCACGGAUCCUAUCGGCCGUUGCGCCCACUGGACUGAAUCCUAUCCUGUUACCGCUGGCUACAUCUGGUAGCAGUGACGCCCCCUGGAGGCAAACACAUGUGUCAGCUAACAGUUUCUUUGAAAACAAAAAUGGUUUUCCCGAGCGCCACCUGACCACCGAUUUUCAGGCUCUUACCACUGGCUUUGAAAGGAUUUUAGGACGAAGAAAUGUGCAGAGAUUGUUGCUGCAGAGUUAUUAUACUGCAGUGUCGCAGCCUGUCCGGGGAUUUAAAACAGAAAGAGCUGACAAAAGUCAUGGAAUUGGUGCAGAAAAGACAUCAAUGAUCGAUGAUCUUAAAAGUUCUAUGUUCUCCAAGCUGUUCGCGGUGGAGAAGGAGUCUCUGCAGACGUCUAAGUUCCAGAAGCUGUACGGGGCCGCGCAGGAAGCCAACCCGGAGCUGCAGGAGAAGCUGAAGAUCGCGUUCGCUGAGGGUUACCAGGCCAACCAGAAGACGGACCGUGUGGCGCUGAAGACGACGCUAUUGACAAAGACGCUGCGCAUAUUUCUCUUCCUGCUGCUUGCCUGGCUCUUCGUACAGGUUGUGCAGAUCUUCACCGCAGUCGGUGGAGGAGUUCGAGGGUUUGGAGUUUUGAACAGAGACCAGUUUGAAGUGAACCCGGAAGAAAUCAGUGUCACGUUCAAUGAUGUUAAAGGGGCUGACGAAGCGAAGCAGGAGUUGCAGGAUAUUGUACAGUUCCUGAGUGACCCGGAGAAGUUCACGUCCCUCGGAGCCAAACUGCCAAAAGGUGUUUUGCUGGUUGGGCCUCCAGGAAUUGGUAAAACGCUUCUUGCUAGAGCUGUGGCAGGUGAAGCGGGAGUUCCAUUUUUCCAUGCAUCCGGCUCCGAGUUUGACGAAAUCUUUGUGGGCACCGGAGCCAAGAGAGUUCGACAGAUGUUUGCAUCUGCCAAGAUGCGUGCGCCGUGUGUGAUAUUCAUAGACGAGAUCGACUCGGUGGGUGCCAAGCGAACAAGCUCACAGAUCCACCCAUAUGCCAACCAAACCAUCAACCAGCUGCUGUCAGAGAUGGAUGGCUUUACUCAGAACGAAGGCGUCAUUGUGCUCGGAGCAACGAACAGAAAAGACAACUUAGACCAAGCGUUGCUACGACCAGGCCGGUUUGAUGUUGAGGUUCGCGUGUUUCCGCCAGACGUUAAAGGAAGAAAAGACAUCCUCGAGCUGUACCUCUCCAAAGUGAAGUUUGAUGAAUCUGUGGACAUAUCCAAGCUGGCGCACGGUACGACUGGAUUCACUGGAGCGGAUCUCGAGAACAUGGUCAACCAGGCGGCACUGAAAGCGGCCAUGGAUGAGGCGGACACGGUCAGCAUGGAACACAUGGAGUUUGCACGGGACAAAGUGUUGAUGGGUCCUGCGAAGAUGUCGAAAGUGAUCGAUAAGGAGACGAACCUGCUGACAGCGUACCACGAAGCGGGUCACACGCUGGUGGCUCACUUCACGCGCGACGCCAUCCCACUCCACAAGGUCACCAUCAUCCCACGCGGAAUGUCGCUUGGGCAUACAGCGUUUAUUGAGGACAAGGAAGUGUUCAACAAGACCAAAUCUCAGCUCAAUGCACAGAUGGACAUUGCGAUGGGCGGAAGAGUGGCCGAGGAGAUCGUGUACGGCGCAGACAAAGUCACUACAGGAGCUUCUGAUGAUUUCAAGAUGGCCACUCAGAUUGCUACAGCGAUGGUGAAACAAUUUGGCAUGUCGGAGAAAAUUGGUCAGCGUGUGCUGGACAGCAGUGAGUUUGACAGUGGUUUGUCGAUGGUCAAAGUGAACGAUAUCAGCCCCACGCUCCAAGAGUUAGUGGAUUCAGAAAUCAAACGAAUGCUGCAGGAAUCGUACGAAAGAGCACGAAAGAUUCUGCAGAAUCACAGUUCCGAACAUCGCGCCCUCGCUCAGGCCUUGAUGGAGUACGAAACACUGAACAAACAGGAAAUAGCCACCAUCAUUGAGGGCAAGAAACUGCCACGAUCCUUGUGACCACGGAUUGGUCGGGUUUAGAUUGCGUACAAAAAACAAGACUCACAUUACUUUCCAAGUUGUAUAUAGUCCAAAUGUACACUGUAACAGUUGCAAGAUUGGCUUUAGUCAGAACAUCUGGUUUCUAGAAUGUAUAAAGUAAAGGUGUUACUUUCCAAAUUGUAUAUAGUCUAAACAUAUGCUGUAACAGUUGCAGGAUUGGAUUUAGUCAAAAAAUCCGGUUAAUAGAAUGUUUCAGGUUGAAUGGUUGGCCCAAACAAGCGGUUAAUAGAAACACGACAUUACUUAACAAAUUGUAUAUAGUCAAAGCAUAUGCUGUAAUGGUUGCAAGAUUGCAUUUAGUCAAAACAUCUGUGUUCUAGAAUGUUUCAAGUUAAAAGUUUUGGCCAAAACAUCUGGUUUUUAGAAUGUUUCAAGGCAAAAGUCUUGACUAAAAAAUCUGGGUUUCUAGAAUGUAUGUUUCUAGAAAGUGACGAGUUCUGGCCAGAACAUUAGGAGCCAGAUUUACAAAGCUCGUUUUUACUCUACAGGUAUGUAACUAUAUAUAUUAACAAUGCUUAAACACCUGUAUUUAAGAGAAACGGGCUUCAUAAAUUGCACCCCUGGGUUUUUAGGAUAUGUUGGAUAAGGCUGUCUGGUCUUUUGUUUACAAACUUAAAAUAGUCCACACUUGAAAAUCCAGACUGCUCUUUGUGUGAGAGAAACUUUAAUUAAGUCUUAAGUCUAGAUAUUAUUAUUAAUGUUUGUUAAGUAUGGGGCCUAGCUUCAAGAGUGUGAUUUCUAGCCAUUUAAAAUGUCUGGUUUCUAGAAUUUUACAAUAUUCAGUUUCUAGAAUUUUAAAAGUUUUGGGUUCUAGGAUUUUAAUGUGUCUGAUUUGUAUAAUUUCAACAUAUUUUGUUUUCUUGAAUUUUCAAAUACUGUACUAAAUUACUGUACUAAUAUUCCAUUACAUUCUAGUUAGCUAACUUAUCUGGCUUUUAGAGUCUGGUUCCAAAUACACAGAACAUAUUUAGUGCAGCCGGAAUAUUUGUUUCUAUUAUGUUGUAUCGAAACAUCUCGUUCCAAAAGAUUGUCUACUUGGAACAUUAGUCAGAUAUAAAAUUUUGUUUUAUGUUGACUUUUAAAAAUAUUUUUAUGUUCAUAAAUUUAUAAGAAUUUCUUUGAGUGCAGGUUUUUUAAGGCUUGUCUAGAAUCCAAGAUUGAUGUUAUUUAGUAUAUAACAUGUAUUAAUUAUUUUUUAUGUACA
Molecule: messenger RNA, 3611 nt
Organism: Gigantopelta aegis
Lineage: Eukaryota; Metazoa; Mollusca; Gastropoda; Neomphalida; Peltospiridae
Product: ATP-dependent zinc metalloprotease YME1L-like
Exons: 19
Coding region: 140-2365 (741 amino acids)
Biological process (GO): protein quality control for misfolded or incompletely synthesized proteins; mitochondrion organization
Cellular component (GO): mitochondrial inner membrane
Molecular function (GO): ATP binding; ATP-dependent peptidase activity; ATP hydrolysis activity
Source: RefSeq, a predicted model, not a curated record